ACUUCAAGAUGACAGGAAGAGAGUUUUUUGAACUAGAUUCUCCUCAGCAAAGACUAUUUUUGGAAAGAUUUAAGCGGGUGGAAGUCAUACAAAAGGUGCUCAAUGAGCUUCCUAAAGCAGAUCAGAACCUUUGUAAUCAUGGAUCAUACUUCCUCGCAGCAAAUUCAAGCGUAUGCGGUUUAGCGGCAAAUAAUUUCUUCAGGAACAUCCUGCACGUCAGAAGGGCUGCCUUCAUUUCUGCUUUGCCGAUGGCUGUUGUUCCCUUUCUUUCAACAGCAGCAGUUUAUGAAGUGUUUGUGCGGGAGCCUUUAUUUUCAGGUGACCUAAACUGUGAGGUCUGUGCUGUGGUCAGAGGAGGACUGAUAGGGGCCGUCAUGGGUGGGUUCUAUCCCAUUUUCCUGGCUCUCCCCAUGAACGCAAGCCUUGCAGCCAGGUAUUCAUCAUCCCCCCUGCCAGGGAAAAAAAAUCUAUUACGCUUCUGGCUCACAACUGCUCGGCCUGUCUUUAGAAAGAUGAGUUUUGCUGUACUUGUACAGGUUCUAACUGGAUUAUAUCUUGCCACUAAACAUCACGGAAUAUACGUUAAAAUACUGCAGCAGAUGAACACUGGCAGGGAUCCUGAAGAGCUACAAGCAUGAAGUUAAGCAGCUUUUCAAUUGCCUUGGAUAAGUAACCAUAAUAAACAA
Pterocles gutturalis (yellow-throated sandgrouse) is the source of this 686-nucleotide messenger RNA. It is a transcript of the gene TMEM126A, whose product is annotated as transmembrane protein 126A. Gene Ontology annotation, cellular component: mitochondrion. The transcript is spliced from 4 exons. The coding region runs from base 9 to 638 and encodes 209 amino acids. NCBI's taxonomy places the organism in Eukaryota, Metazoa, Chordata, Aves, Pterocliformes, Pteroclidae. The record is from RefSeq and is a predicted model, not a curated record. Gene Ontology annotation, biological process: mitochondrial respiratory chain complex I assembly.